UUAACUGGUAUCUCUAAUUGUCGGCCAUUUUAUGGCUGGGGAAGCUGUGCAUUUUCCAAUAAAAUUUACAUCAAAAUUCACUUUCUUUUGUCAAUAGUAGUGAAGCUUUUACAGACGUGUUAUUUUUAUUUACUACUUUGCGAUUCAAGUUUACUAACGUACAAAUCAGUAUACGUGAAUAGUGUUUACGGACGGUGUAUUUAUUUAUGUGUUGGGUGUAAAAAGAAAUGGAUGAUCCGAACAGAAUGAUGGCGCAUAGCGGCGGUCUCAUGGGCCCCGGGGGCUACGGCCUGCCCGGCGGAGACUCCACGCCGACCACUGGCGAGAGCGAAGCCCGCAAGCAAGACAUCGGGGAAAUCUUGCAGCAAAUCAUGAACAUAACGGACCAGAGCUUGGACGAGGCUCAAGCCAGGAAACAUACACUGAACUGUCACAGAAUGAAGCCUGCAUUAUUCUCGGUGCUGUGUGAAAUCAAAGAAAAGACAGUUCUGUCGCUCCGGAACACACAAGAGGAGGAGCCCCCAGACCCUCAGCUGAUGCGGCUGGACAACAUGCUGAUCGCCGAGGGGGUGGCGGGCCCGGAGAAGGGCGGGGGCGCCGGCGCCGCGGCCUCCGCCUCUGCCGCCGCUGGCGAAUGGGGCACUGUGGCCCAAGCAGAUAACGCCAUCGAGCACUCGGACUACCGCGCCAAGCUGGCCCAGAUCCGGCAGAUCUACCACCAGGAGCUGGACAAGUACGAGAACGCCUGCAACGAGUUCACCACCCACGUCAUGAACUUGCUGCGCGAGCAGAGCCGCACGCGCCCGAUCACGCCUAAGGAGAUUGAGCGCAUGGUGCAGAUCAUCCACAAGAAGUUCAGCUCCAUCCAGAUGCAGCUGAAGCAGUCCACGUGCGAGGCCGUCAUGAUCCUGCGCUCGCGCUUCCUGGACAGCCGGCGGCGGCGGCGCAACUUCACCAAGCAGGCGCUGGAGCUGCUGAAUGAGUACUUCUACUCGCAUCUGGCGAACCCCUACCCGAGCGAGGAGGUGAAGGAGGAGCUGGCGCGCCGCUGCGGCAUCACCGUGUCGCAGGUGUCGAAUUGGUUCGGAAACAAGCGCAUCCGCUACAAGAAGAACAUCGGCAAGGCGCAGGAGGAGGCCAACCUCUACGCCGCCAAGAAGGCAGCCGCUGCAGGCGCGUCUCCGUACUCGAUGGGCGCGGCGAGCGGCACGGCCACGCCCAUGAUGUCGCCGGCGCCCACGCAGGACUCCAUGGGCUACUCGCUGCCGGCGCCCGGCUACGACCAGCCCCAGCCCGGGUACGAUGGGUCCAUGGGAUACGACCCGAUGCACCAGGAUCUGUCGCCGUAGAGCGGUAAUGGCGGGCGGCAGUUACGCAAAAAUCGUUCAGCUUCCAUAUUUUUGCCAUAAUUUAUUUGCUGUUGGAAACUCUGUGGUAAGCAUCUCUGUACUGUACCUAUGUGAUGUUAGCCACAUAGAGAUAAAAAUUAGGCCACUUAUUAUAUAAUGAAGUUACUUAAAGUGUGGCAUUAUGUUGUAUUGCCGUAGUAAUAUAUUUUUAAUAUUUGAACCUACAUUAUAGAUGUAACAUGUAUUACAAUUUGACAUCACAGUUUUAAAUUAAUUUUCCUAUGUUUAUUAUAUAUUUCUGAUCGAAAGCAGGCCUAAUGAAAUGGAAAUCUUGAAUGUAUUUUUACUAUCGAUUGAUUGUUUUGUAUUAUUCUACAUUUGGACUGGAACCCAGUAUUUAUAAUUAAUUUGAAGAUAUUUUUCCAAAUCAAUCUGAGCGAAGAAAAAAUAUCAGUUUUCUGUAGUAUUAAUUUUAUUUUUAAAUUUUAUUCGAAAAUCGUUGAAAGUUAUUAUUUGAAAGUAUUAAUUAUUGAAUUAUGAUUUUUAAGAUAAAUUUUGGCACUUGGUAUACGGCAUGUAUAGCGAAGUUUUAACAAAUACACAGUUUAAACUGGUUACUCUAAUCUAAACGCAAGAAUGUUUUUAGCCUUCUAGGCCUAACUCUCGACGUAAACACGAUAUACUUAAUCAUUUCACCUCACGGUGGAUAUAAAUAUACGAUAGCUGUAAGAAAGCCUAGUUUAGUUAGAUGUAAGUGAUGAGAUGUGUUGUGCCGAGGUAUCGGGUCCUACAAUUGUGGGACCGACACGGAAUGUGUGCAAUUUUGUAAUGUUGUAACGGUUGUGUCCAUAGCCUGCGCAGGGCUCGGCCUAUCUCCAGUGUCCUGUGACUCUAGACCAGUGGCUCAUUGUUUCUCAUGCCACUUGGCUCUAUUUACACCAGUAGCAAAACCUUCCCAGUUGACUUGUUAGCGCUUAAAUUAUUCUGAAUUAUAAAUUAAUCCUUAUGAAAGGCUGAGUUUCAGUAUACAAAGUUGAAAGUGAUGAGCGCGCAUAGAUCUCACAGGAGCGCAUGCGAAGACAAGUAAAUUAAAACUAGAACAUAGAACACGUGGCGGCUUAUUGUGUAUUUCGUUGGUUGUUCAUUUUGUUUUAUCAUUUUCGAGCCGUUUAGGAGUUGUGAAUAUCUGAACAAUAUAAUUUUUAUACGGUGCUACUUUUAUGGCACAAUAUAUAUUUUUAAUGUUAGCCAUUAAGUUCUAAUAAUUUAAUGUUGAUAAGUUUGGCUCGCGUUGGUGAGUUGAGUGCGAUGUUCGUUGCACUGAAUUUAGCGACCGAGUUAUUUUUUUCUGUCAAUUGUUUGAUGCAAGAGUCUAUGUUCCGAAUGUCUGCGUUGAACUCCACUUAGUGAUAGGUCAUGAGAAAAUUUGCUAGUAUUAAGUUGAUGUGUUCUAAAACAAUAUAUCUAAAACAGUAUACGAGAAUAUGAGAAAUUUAAUUGAAAAUGUUUAAUGUGGAACAUUGAUAUUGGUCGCGCCGCUGUUGUAUUUAAUUAGGUACAUUUAAACACGCUAAUGUUUUACAUGCAUAAAGUAUUUAUAUUUAAAAGUGAAUUUUAAUAUGCUUAGAAUAGGUUGAGUUUGUAUUGUCCGCACCGACGCGGCGCGCCGAACCAUGUAUACGAGACAGUUCAAUGUUUUGCGACCAUCAGAUUGACUUAAAUACAUUUUUGUGUAGUUAA
Molecule: messenger RNA, 3089 nt
Organism: Plutella xylostella (diamondback moth)
Lineage: Eukaryota; Metazoa; Arthropoda; Insecta; Lepidoptera; Plutellidae
Gene: exd
Product: PBX homeobox extradenticle
Biological process (GO): regulation of DNA-templated transcription
Cellular component (GO): nucleus
Molecular function (GO): DNA binding; DNA-binding transcription factor activity, RNA polymerase II-specific
Source: RefSeq, a predicted model, not a curated record